GGUGCUUGUAUGUUACUUAGGUACACACUAACGCACCUAAGUAACAUACAAUGUACACAAGGAGACGUACUAAGAUUUAUCAAGCCUUGUUGUGUAUUACGUCUGAGGAAUCUAUUACUUCUUUACCAGAUGUGUUAGCAAAUUGACUUAUAACAAUGAUUUUUGUGAGCUGCUUUCUUUAUGUUAUGAUUGUUUAAUUUUAGUUUUAAAAAUGAAUCGUAAUAAAUUUAAACCACUCGGUUUUUCUGGGUUUUCUUUGAAGAAAGAUUCUGCAGAUUCAAGAAAAGCUGCACCAUUUCAGCAAUUCGUUUCUUCUUCUGAAUCAUCUUUACCAAAAUUUCGUACUGAUGACAGUGAAAAAAAAUAUUUACAGGCAUCUGGUGCUAAUUUUACUGAGGAUGAUUUAUAUGAUCCUUUGAAUCCUACAACCGAGGAGUCUGAGCCUGAACCAGUAAAGCCAAAGAAAAAAAGAAAGAAAACUCGUUGGGAUGUUGAUGACGAAGUGAUGCCAACAAGACCGAUCAAUGUUCCACCACCUAAAAAGAUAACUAUAGAUGAUGAUUGUAUGUACCAAAAAGGUGCUGACAGUCCUGAACCUCAACGAAAAGUUGAGGAAUCCAGCGAUGAAGAUGAACUUGAUAAAUUUAUGGCAGGUGUGGAGGAAACCCUUGAGAAAGAGGAAGCCGAGUUAAAAUCAUCUCGAAAGAAGAAUGAAAAGCACAUGGCAUUUGAUGAGGAGGAUGACCAGGAAUCAUAUUUCAAUGCUCGUAAAGAUAUUCCACUCAUACCCUAUCCUGAAGAUGAAGACGAGAUUGAAUACGAUAGUGAUGGAAAUCCUAUUGCACCAGAGAGGUCAAAGAUUAUUGUGCCAUUGCCUCCAGUGGAUCACUUUGAGAUUGAUUAUCCAUCUUUUGAACGCAAUUUCUACGAGGAACAUAUGGAAAUAAGUACAUUGCCUGAAGCAUCAGUUGCAGAGUUGAGACGUAAAAUUAGUAUUAAGGUGAGCGGUUUUGGACCAGUGAGGCCAGCUAUAAGUUUUGCUCAUUUUGGUUUCGAUUCACAUCUGAUGGGUGUUAUAAGGAAAUCUGAAUAUUCAACACCUACUCCUAUUCAAGCUCAGGCAGUACCUGUUGCACUGAGUGGUCGAGAUAUUAUUGGCAUUGCCAAAACUGGAAGUGGAAAGACAGCUGCAUUUGUGUGGCCAAUGUUAGUCCAUGUAAUGGCACAAGCAGAAUUAAAACCAGGAGACGGUCCAAUAGCACUCAUAUGUGCACCAACUCGUGAGCUGUGUCAGCAAAUUCACUCAGAGUGUAAACGAUUUGGAAAAUGUUAUAAUUUGCGGUCUGUUGCAUGCUAUGGUGGAGGGAGCAAAUGGGAACAAACAAAGGCACUCCAACAAGGUGCUGAAAUAGCAGUUUGUACUCCAGGGCGACUAAUUGAUUUGAUCAAAGCAAAGGCAACCAAUUUUCUUAGAGUGACAUAUCUAGUGUUUGAUGAAGCCGACCGGAUGUUUGAUAUGGGUUUUGAGCCACAAGUUCGUUCAAUUGCAACCAAUGUUAGACCGGAUCGCCAAUGUUUACUUUUUAGUGCAACCAUGAAAAAAAAGAUUGAGUGGCUUUGUCGGGAUGUUUUAUCCGAUCCAGUUCGUAUAGUCGUGGGAGAACUUGGAGAGGCGAACGAGGAUGUUGUACAAGCCGUGGAAGUGAUGAGGAACGGACACGAAAAGUGGACGUGGUUGCUUAGUCACGUUGUUGAAUUCACUUCAGGAGGAAGUGUUUUAAUCUUCGUUACAAAGAAAACCAACAGUGAAGAAGUUGCAAAGAAUUUAAAAGAGAACGGACAUCAACUGGGUCUUAUUCAUGGUGAUUUUGAUCAGUUUGAGCGAAACGAUAUUUUAAAGAAAUUUAAAAACAGAGAGUUUCCAAUCUUGGUGGCCACUGAUGUUGCAGCACGUGGUCUUGACAUUCCAUCAAUAAAAACUGUGGUCAAUUAUGACGUAGCAAGAGACAUUACCACGCAUACACACAGGAUUGGAAGGACAGGAAGAGCAGGUGGAAAGGGUAUUGCAUACACGCUAAUCACAGCGCAAGAUACUCAUUUUGCUGCUGAUCUAGUCAGAAACUUGGAAGGAGCGAAUCAAAGAGUCCCUAAUGAAUUGUUGGAUUUAGCGAUGAAGAACCCAUGGUUCCGCAAAACACGUGCUCGGCAAAAUAAAAAAGCUGCAAAUAAAGAGUUCAAACCACGUGAUCGGCCAGGGUUAGGUCAUGAGGAGCCGAGUGGUGGCAAUGAUGAGGUAUCUCUAGCAGACGAAGAAGAAUUAACCGUUGGAAAUUCUGCCGGCAAACGACCGUCUAGAUCGUUGUUAACAUCGUAUUCAAUGUCGGCCUCUACCCUGGGAAAUAGUCGACUUGCGAACUUAAAGUCAGCAUUUAAGUCUGGAUACAACAGAUUUGCGAAGGCUUCGGAAUCUGGAUCCUCCACAAUGGAUGUAGGUGUUAAAGGAAGCACGGGGGAACAUUUUGAUCCCGCUAAUCAGCCGAAAGCUAUGCAAAAAUGGGAAAAUUAGAUGGUCUUUUCUUCUCCAAGAACUGAGAAAGAACAUAAUCAACACCCGUCUCUUUGAACGUUACACUUCGAGUUAUGGCCGACAUUUUAGAGGCUGUUGACACAUACAGUUGUUGCCAGAAGACGCGUAUGUUUCAAAAAAAUGAAAAGAUGUGACCAUGUGUAUGAUUUCGUACUGGUUAACAUCGUGCAUUUUAAGCCAUACAUGCGACAGGGGACAAAAUUUUUCAAAUAAAGUUGUCGACAAUUGUAAUUAUUUAUUUCCAUCAGAACUUUCAGUUUAAAGCGGAGCAUUUGAUAUAUCUAUUUCGUGUAAGUCACUCGUGUUCUACAAGUUUUGUUUGACACUUUCGUAUUGUUCAGUGUAAAUAAACUUAACCUUUUUUUAACUCGGUAUAAUAUGGUGUCAGAUUGCGUUUGUUACUUAUGCAGGGAAGUUUUUGCAGAAAAACAAAUACUUCGUUUUUUCGUUUUUAUGUGUUUUUAUGAGAUGGCAUGGCUCAAUAAAGAAUAUAAUUGACCACUGUAACAUUGCAGAAGAACUAGCAAUUUUUGUCCUGCGAAAAUUUCAGUCAAUAUGUGUAGAACAAUUGGGUAGUUAGAAUAUUUUGCGCUGUUUAACAUCUAUUCACAAAUCAAUACGUUAUUAUAUUUGAUAAAUGGGAUUUCUAUGGGUUUGGUUUAGAUUUGUACGUGUUGAACACUGAAAACAAAUCGUAUAUGUUUUCUCGA
Molecule: messenger RNA, 3297 nt
Organism: Hydractinia symbiolongicarpus
Lineage: Eukaryota; Metazoa; Cnidaria; Hydrozoa; Anthoathecata; Hydractiniidae
Product: ATP-dependent RNA helicase DDX42-like
Exons: 21
Coding region: 212-2566 (784 amino acids)
Molecular function (GO): ATP binding; RNA helicase activity; nucleic acid binding
Source: RefSeq, a predicted model, not a curated record